Messenger RNA from Agrilus planipennis (emerald ash borer), 1435 nucleotides. Its product is annotated as E3 ubiquitin-protein ligase RNF126. NCBI's taxonomy places the organism in Eukaryota, Metazoa, Arthropoda, Insecta, Coleoptera, Buprestidae. The coding region runs from base 124 to 1083 and encodes 319 amino acids. Gene Ontology annotation, molecular function: ubiquitin protein ligase activity. The record is from RefSeq and is a predicted model, not a curated record. The transcript has 6 exons.
AAUAUGAUUCUUCUCUACUUCACUUGACUAAUGGCGGUGUCCCUGAACCUUAAAACAUCACAAUUGACAUUUUCAUAAAAUUAAAUCAAUAGUUUUUAAUUUCAACUGAUUUCAACAUAACAAAUGGCCGAAGCAGCAGUGGAAGAACGUCCCAGCCAGAGAUUUUACUGUCACAUCUGUAAUGUACAAUUUCAAAAUGCGUCAGCUAAUUUCACUUGUCCACACUGUUCUGGAGGUUUUAUAGAGGAGCUCGAAGCCGGAACAGAAAAUCCUGAAGGCAUUGUUGAUGCAUCUGAUGAAGAUGAACCUUAUUAUAUGCUGCAUAGUUACCCCAUGGAUAUUGCCGAUAUUAUUUUUGCCCCUGGGCCAGAAGACCAUCAUACUGGACAAAGAUUUGUUAAUGAUGCCAUAAGGAGAAGGUAUGCUGUUCAGACACAUCCAGGGAUUUUUAGACCGAGGAGUUCACCAAGACUGGCUACAACCAAUUCACGUCCAGGUACGCAAUUUGAGGAUCUCAUAUCAGAGUUCAUUGUUAACUUGGGUGUGGGAGUUAAUUUUGGGGGCGGAGGAAACAUGCAAGUAUUUCUAGGCAAUCCAGGAGAUUAUGCUUGGGGCAGAGAAGGACUCGAUGCCAUUGUCACUCAACUGUUGAAUCAAAUGGAUGGCUGUGGACCUCCCCCGUUAUCCAAAGAUGUAAUAGACGCCCUACCUGUGGUUGAAAUAACAGAAUUGCAGGUCGAAUCAAAACUGCAGUGUUCUGUAUGCUGGGAAGAUUUUGAGUUGUGUGAAAAUGUGCGUCAGUUGCCAUGCCAGCAUGUGUACCAUGAGCCUUGCAUAAGACCAUGGUUAGAACUUCAUGGUACUUGUCCCAUCUGUAGGCAGAAUCUAGGUUCCGAUGAUGGCUCACAGAAUGCUGAUAACCAGGCUUCUGGAGGCACUACUCUUACUACGCUACAGCAGCUUUUCCAAGCAGCUCAAAACCCUGCCAACAGGUCAGGCAGCCCUAUGAGCUCUGCUGCUACGCGAGGUUCUGACAGCAACUCAUCCAGCAAUUCUAGUUUUUCUAAUAGCGAAGGAAUUUAAAAGAAUAAGUAGUUUUUUGCGUUAUUCAAAAAAAAAAACAUGUUUCAAAUCGAAAAAAAAGAAAAUAAUAAAAGAUAGCAUUCGUCACAGUUGAUUUAAUAAUAAUACUUGUAAUAAUGGUGACGAUAAUAAUAAUUAAUAAUUAUUAUAAUGACAACAGGUUUCCACUGCUACUGUGCCGUUUGUUGUGUUUUAGGGGAGAUUGUUCCUAUUUGUUUCUUUUUGCGUCGCAAGAUAAAAUUCGAUACGUGUGUUUAUUUUUGUUGUCUUUAGAAAAGAGACUGAAAAAGAAUUAUUUCAUUUUUUUUUUUAAUGAACCGCUAGUUUGUUAAAAUAUAGCAGUUUCAAUUCA